CCAGAGUUCUAAACCUUCAUCCAGUGUCGCUCCACAGUACUGACUGCCCAAUGGCAUUGUCUCAGCUCUGAGCAUUGUCCAAUAGGCUGGCUCGGGCAGGUCUCAUUUAUGACCCUUUGUCCAAUGGCGUGGUUUGUCUAGGGAUGUGUUAACCAAUAGCUUUUCCCUGCUGGAGGGGAGGGACUGGUGGAACCUGCAGUGUUUCAGUGUUGCAGGAGUCCCUGAUUUCCGAAAGUACUCCUCCCUCCUCUCUCUCAUUCCCUCUGUGAGAGACAGACAGAGAGAGAGAGCCUACAGUACUGUGCAGUGCAGAACGAGAUGAGGCAGGGAGGACUGUCAAACCCUGACAUCCACAGACAGAGAAAGAGAGAGAGAGAGCUCAAAAACAGACACCCAGCCUCUCUCAAAUCAUCAACCAAGCCUGGCUGCUGACAAAGAUAAACAGAUUGAAGGAGGAAGCCUCUAGUCCUGUAACACAUCUGACCGUAUCACACACUGUGUCGCAUUACCGGACGUGUGCUUUGUGAUUUGCCGUAUGCUUCGUGUAUGUGAUCUUAGGACAGGGGAAAGGGAUCCGUCCUGUUCAAGACUGCUGGCUUGUGCGGAAGACACUGCCUCGGAAUUCACUGGGAGGAAACGGAGAUACGAGGAGCUAAGACACAGGCAUCCGGCUAGCCCUGCCUAGCUGUGCUCCCCCUGCCUGCCUGCCUGCCUGCCCGCCUGCCUGUUUGAAGGAUUUGAAUUCCCGUUCUCCACCUACCGCCUCUGCAUCCCAUUCCGACGUUUCCAAGAGGAGUUUCUGUUUCUCCCAUCCGGAGAACCGAUCCGGGUGCCGUCCCUGCGAUUGCAAGGAGGCGUUCCUCCUCCGUUUGGGAUUUGAGGGAAUUUUGGGGUGAAUUUGAAGGAUUGUUGCUGUUCCAGGUUUUUCUUAGGGUUGCAUUUGUUCCACAGCUCUUGCGAGUGUGUUUGUGAACGGAGCGCUGUGCAGGAACCUAUUAAAUCACGUUCGAAAAGGACGUUUACUGGACAGGAUUCAUGAAAGCUUUUCAGGAAACGUUGGGGUCGCAUGAAUUAUUAAAAACAGUUCCUCUGAUGGGAAAAUGAGAUUCUCUGUAAUCUCUGUGCGAUACAGAGCAGAGCUAAAAGGGGACGCUGGAACUGGCUGAAAAUCAACGUUUGUGAUUCCAGGUUCCAAGGCUGUGAUUUCAAGAAGCAGUUUUAGUAUUGGCUUGGCAGAGGCCUGCAUCUCUAUUUCUGAAUGGUUUUGAGUGGCAGGCCUGGGUGCUAGUCUGUGUAACUGUGGAGGUUGCAAGGGUAUGGCUCGCAGUAUGUAGGGUUUCACCUGAAUAAUGAAAAUAAAUCAAAAGACUGUGGGCAGAGAGAAAUCAUUUUUUAAUGUCAAUUUAAUUUGUGAAAUUGAGGCGUUUUUUUUCUCUAAAUCCUUAAACGGUUUGCGAAAAAGCCACAUUCGAAAUUUGAAACUGGAGUCGCACACAGAGGACGCACGCAGGUUUAGGGUUGAACAGAAUCGAGGAGUUGUGAAAAAUCCAACCCAUUCCAUUUAAACCCCCUCAUGCCGGCGCGCGAGAACAGGCAGGACGGAGCGGGUUUCAGAGUUUGGUGGGUAGCAGAAACGGGUCCAUUUACAGCAGACCGUUUGUAUUCGAGGGGUCGUUGGUUGUGAGCAGGUAGAAACCGCAGUGAAGGAGAGAGAGUGUUUUAGUGAGUGAGUCGGUGAAUGAGUUCUAAAUAUAAAUGGUGCCUAAUUGACUGGGUAGGUCCGAUCGAUGUCUGCUGCAGGAAAACUAAUUCUGUACAGUAAUUGCUAAUGCACAGGAUGUCGUGGUAGCGCUGUAGUGUGGUUGUCUUGUAAUAUCGGAGUAUGUUGCACUCGUCCUUUGCAAUGUGCUGAAGCUCUCUGAUACGGUCCACGUGCACUUUCACUUGUCGGAACCCUGUACUGGCCGCCACGAGGCUACGGACCCAUGACACAGAUCAGAACCACGAUUCUAGACCCUGAUUUGGAGAAUAGGAUGCUUGAAAGAACUGGACCGGGUGCGCCAAACCCCAGAGCUUUUAUCACGAGCUUCGUUUUAUCAGCUCAGGACUGCAAAAGACAUUGAGAUAUUUAAUUUUUUUUUUAGUAUUAUAAUGAAUUAUUUAACCAGGAAUAAACCUAUUAAGAACACAUCCUGCCACAGAGAGAAACACACACUGUAUUAUUGCUGUUAUUAUUUAGUGAUUUAGCAGGCUCUCUUAUCCAAAGCGACUUCCAACAGGACCUCGUUUGUUUGACGUCUCAUCCGAAGGGCGGAGCACAAGGAGGUUCAGUGACUUGCUCAGGGUCGCACACACACACACACAGAGUGAUUCAGUGAGAUUGAACCGGGAGCCUCCUGCUAUCAAGUCGUUUUCUCUAACCCCUGGACCCCCGUGCCUGCCAUAUUGUAUUGCUGUUGUUAUUGGUGCUGCUAGUGCUGUAUCUUUAGCCUGGUCUGGCUCUCGGCGUUGAUUUUUGAGGUCAGACGGGGGCCGCAUCUCUCUUCGUAAGACGCUGACCGCUCUCUCUUGAGAGAGGAGUGAAAGUGAAAAGAAACACCAGCAGGGAAAAUAGACCGAGGAGAGAAGAGUGUUUAAAGACAAAGUGUUGGAUACAAGAGACUUCGAUUCCAGGAUAUAACAGACUGAUUUUAUAUAUAGAUUGUUAUCACUAACCCUGUGCCUGGGACAGCAAUGCACACGUCUCUCUGUGAAUGUGAUUGAGUGAACGCACAAGCACAUAUAUAUAUAUCUCAAAAACAUUUGUAAAGAAAGUUACAACGAAGACAGACCAAGAGACGGACAGACGGACAGAUCCGCCACCAUGGACAUGCUCCCCAAACCCAAAUACAGCCACCUCCGUAAUGAGUCCGUGAGCUCGGUGGACGCCCUGCUCCUGCCCCCCUCUCCCGGGGGGUACAGCUCGGACACGCAGCUCCUCUCCCCCACCCCCUCCCUCUCCCCCCUCCCUCCCCUCGCCUCCCCUGCCCCUUUCUCCCCCUCCUCCCACUCGAUCACCCCCAUCCUGCCCCCUGACGACAGCCCCACCACCCUCUGCUCCUUCUUUCCUCGCAUGGGGGGUCUGCGCCUGUCCGGCCCCGGGGGGCUGCUGCCUGGUUUGAGGGUCUCUAGAGUUGCUGGAGAGGUCUCGUCUCCCCUAACCCCCUCUCCUCUCCCCGCUGAUGCCCAGGAUAUGAAUCGGCUGGGGGCCGGAGGGAGGCGCACGCGCGUGGAGGGGGGCCAGCUGGGCGGGGACGAGUGGACGCGCCAUGGCAGCUUCGUGAACAAGCCCAUGCGAGGCUGGCUGCACUCGGACACCACGGUCAUGGGGCCCGGGGUCUCCUACCAAGUCAGGUAUAUGGGCUGUGUGGAGGUCCUGCAGUCUAUGAGAGCUCUGGACUUCAACACCCGGACUCAGGUCACCAGGGAGGCGAUCUCCGUGGUGUGUGAGGCGGUGCCCGGAGCCAAGGGAGCUCUGCGCAGGAGGAAGCCCUCCACUCGCUCGCUGUCCUCCAUCCUGGGGAAGAGUAACCUGCAGUUUGCCGGCAUGUCCAUCAAUCUGAGUGUGUCCACCAGCAGCCUCAACCUGAUGGCUACGGACUGCAAACAGAUCAUUGCUAACCACCACAUGCAGUCCAUCUCAUUUGCGUCAGGAGGGGACCCAGACACUGCUGAAUAUGUUGCAUACGUUGCCAAAGAUCCCGUCAAUCAGAGAGCCUGUCACAUCCUGGAGUGCCCGGAGGGUCUUGCUCAGGAGGUGAUCAGCACUAUCGGCCAGGCCUUCGAGCUGCGCUUCAAACAGUAUCUGAAGAACCCGCCCAAACUGGUCACGCCCCACGACAGGAUGGCCCCCUUCGAUGGCUCUGCCUGGGACGAGGAGGAGGAGGAGCAGCCCCCCCCUGAUAUCCAGUACUACAAUGACUUCCCCGGCAAGGACCCGCCACUGGGAGGACUGGUGGACAUGAGGGGGCCCCGCAGCGCCACCACCGGAGCUACACUGCCUGUGGGUCAGCCGUCGGGGGCUCAGCUGGACUGUCUGAAGCAGCUCCCUGCACUGGCAGGUUCCGCUAGAGAGAGGGACCCCGCUCCGCCCCUGCCGACCGUCAAGCCCUCCGGCCGCUCUGACCUCUUCGAUGACCCCUCAUACGUCAACGUGGACAAGCCCCGCCCCCCAGCCGCCUCCGCAGCCAAUGGGAAUGCACACCGAGACGCCUUUGACAUGAAGCCCUUCGAGGACGCGCUCCGAGUCCCGGCGGCGCCCCCUAUGGAGGAGCAGCUGCGGCGCGAGCUCUGGUUCCACGGGAAGGCGAGUCGGAAGGAGGCGGAGAAACUGCUGCAGGAGAACGGAGACUUCCUGGUGAGGGAGAGCACCACCACCCCGGGACAGUACGUGCUGACAGGCCUGCAGGGGGGGCACCCCAAACACCUGCUGCUCGUCGACCCCGAGGGAGUGGUGCGGACCAAAGACCACCGCUUCGAGAGCGUCAGUCACCUGAUCAGCUACCACAUGGACAAUCACCUGCCAAUCAUCUCGGCGGGCAGCGAGGUGUGCCUGCAGCAGCCCGUGGAGCGGAGAGCGUGAGGCUCCCAGCAUGCCCUGCUCCAGAGCCAGACAAGACGCCUCCCUCGGACACCUCGCACGCACACACACACGGGCAAAGCACAGACAAUCUGGGGCUUACUUCACAUGCUCCUACAAACACAGACAGACAGACAGACGCUUAACAAAGCUGCAGGCUCCUCAUUCAGUCUGUCAGCAGACCGCACAGGCAAAGAAAAACACAAAACAAGAUUAUUUAGACUUGUUCCUGUUUAGAAAAGUCACAGAUUGGUGAAAUUUUUAAUGAUGUUAGAAGUGACCCAGCUAGUUCAGGAUUAGCUGUUUGCAUUGUAUGUUUCUAGAUCUCAUGGUACAGCCUGGGACUGAGGAUUGAGAUACUCACACAGUGAUGCAGUAACCAAAGCAGCCGCUCCCACAGCAGAGACUGGAGACUUGACAGCAACGCCUUUUAAUUCUCAUAGGCUUUUUAUACUUCAAUCAGUCUAUCUGAUGUGGGAGGGGUUAUAUUAGAGAGGCGGGGCUAUCCUGGAAUGGAACUUCGGAACUGAGGAUGGAACCUUUGACAAAGCACAGAGAUUCUAAUCAUUCCAUAUAUAAAUAGAUGUGUAAGUAAUCUGAUUUUUUUUUCUUUAAGGAGCACAAAAGUGCUCUCGCCUUCCUUUUUUUUUAUAUAUAUAAACUUGGAGAAGCUUUUUUGGAAAUGGGAGAAUCAUACAGUUUGUGUACUCAUUAUAAUAAUAAUCAGAAGUGGCACAAAGUCUUUUUUUUCCAUACGGAAAUAUGCAAGUCCACUUUUUCUCUCUGGGAAGAUAAGAGGUUGCACAAAAAAAACAUUUGGGAGAACUUGCACCAGAGAGAACCGCAGUUACACGUGUCUGACACAAGGGGGAGCUUGUCUGUUUCACUGCGGAAUUAUUGUGGUUUACAGCCUAUACAAAUCAGGAGAGCAGCCAAUGGGAUUCCUGCACGGGGGUCAUGUGAUGCAGGAGGAAGCGGAGGAGCCGUUGCGUUUUCAUCACCGCGACUGUUGCUUCAACUGAACAUUUUUUACUGAAUUAUUAUUGUGCUGCAGAAUCCUGGAAUGAAAUCGAAGCGUAUCCAUCUGGAUGGAUGGUUCCUGAGCCAAGUAAGGCUGUCGGAGCUCCAAAAGGGCUCUUGGAAGUUUAAAUUCUCAGUGGCUGGAUGGAUGGGUGGCCCAUUUCAACCAAAGCACAUGCACUCAGCCAGAACCCAAGUGCAGGGGAGCACUCUGCUUGUCUGGAGCGGGAGUUUGGGGGGGAAAGGGGGGGGUGGAACGACACUGUAAUUUGAAUGACGAUGCUAACAUAGCAAAGUCUAACUGCAGACCCUGUGAAAUCUGUUUGCAUCAUGUGGUGUGUGUCAGAUGGGAGAUGGGAGCGGUUCAGCUGUACCGUUUAUUCUGAAACGCUGACCAGGAACAAACCUGGCUUUCUCCUUGUAGAAUAUACUUUCAAAAUUUUGAAUUAGCUGGAAAGUUGAAGUAUAAUUCCUACUAUAUUACAGUAAAAAACUAAACUCACCAGUAAAAUAGACCGGUCAGCCCCUCCCAUCGCCAUCUCCUAUUAAAGACAGUGGAGUGAAGCCCUCUUCUGUGCAGUAGAAUGGGUGCUACUGAUUUCCAUUCAUUCCUGCAGGUGGUUUUAUGAACCCUGCUGUAUGAACGGGUUCGAGCAGUCCGGUUUGUCCCAUGUUGGAAUGCUUGUCCCAGCACUGGUUCUGAACUCUGAUCGGGUUCGUUUUGAAUGGACCGGUCCCGGAGCUCACACAGCCCAGCUCUUGGUUCAUGAGUCUGGCGGAUAUUCACAGGCAACCUUGAUUUAACAAAACUGCUUCGAACCAGGAGGUGCUCCGAUAAUCAAACUGUGAAAAUUGUGUACCCGACACCUCCUAAAGAAAAUUCAACCCCUUUACCUGUAAAUACAUAACACAUUGACGCUGCACUGUUAAAUAGAGAGCCCAUUGUGUGACCACAGAGCAGGAGAGCACAGCACACAACAGCAGUGCUGCGCUAACCCAUCAUUUGAUUAUUGGAGUCAGUCUUUGCUGGCGAGGGCCGUUGCUGCUGAUUGAGCUAAUGUACCAUUUCCAGUAGAAACGAGGGACGAAACAGCUGCUUGGGUUUGUGAGGAUCGCUGCUCUCCGCAGACUAAGAAAAGCAGCGAUCAUCACAAACCCAAGCAGCUGCUUCUUCACUUUUAAAUCUCGUAAGUCCUGUCCCCAUCAGAAUGUUUCAGCAGCAGGGAGCGUACGUCUCGCACUCGGAACGUCGAUGACAAAAACAGUGCUGUGUUUUGAUCAGUCGGAUCAGUUAAAAAUGCUCCAGAUCAGCCCGAUCAACACCAGUGAGUCUCGCCGUGAUCAGCCCCUGAUUUCUGCAGAGCGAGCGAUCCCGAUAAUCAAGUAAUCAGCUUGUGCUGCACUGGCUCAACCGGACGGGUUAGAGGCGCUGGUGAUGUUCACUCGGUUUUACUGCACAGAGAGUUCGGUAUAACAGGAGUCUGGGUACUUCAUUCAAAAUCCGGUUCAUCUCUUGAGCUCUCGAGCCCCCGUCUGGCACUUUUGAGUUUACAGCUUUUUUUAAUGAGUUUGAAAAAGACGAAAUGCAGCGAAACUGUUGAGUGCACAAUCCUGACUUGCAGGGAUAGAAAUAACCACAGUCAAGUGUUAAAACCUGGAAUGGAUGAAACUGCUGUGCAGUAGGAGUCUUAUUCCCAUCCCUGCUGGUGUGCAAACGGGGGACAGUCUGUCUGUCUGCAGCUUCUGAGCCGCGUACGCUCUGUGGUGUUGGGCAGAAGCGACUCCAGUCAUAUCAAGCCUGUUGAUUUGAUUGGGUAGUCUCGAGUCCAGUCAUAUCAAGCCUGUUGAUUUGAUUGGGCAGAAGCGACUCCAGUCCUAUCAAGCCUGUUGAUUUGAUUGGGUAGAAGUGAGUACAGUCUUAUCAAGCCUGUUGAUUUGAUUGGGCAGAAGCGACUCCAGUCCUAUCAAGCCUGUUGUUUUGAUUGGGCAGAAGCGACUCCAGUCUUAUCAAGCCUGUUGAUUUGACUGUGUAGACUCGAGUCCAGUCAUAUCAAGUUGCUGUUGUUUCAUCAGCUUUUUAGUAAACUUCCCAGCUCGGACCCCUAUACACAGACCCCCCCCCCCCCCCCCCCCCCCCCCUCCAGUAGAACUUCUGAAGCACAGCCUCUUACAACCCCAUCUCCCCUCUUUAAAGUGUACCACAGUAAAUUUGCACCGUCAUUUUUGCAGUUUUCCCAAUGCUUUUCAGAUGAUUACACUAACUAUGCUUUACCAGACCUCUCUGUGCUUUACAAUGCUUCCCUAUGCUUUACCAGACCUCUCUGUGCUUUACAAUGCUUCCCUAUGCUUUACCAGACCUCUCUGUGCUUUACAAUGCUUCCCUAUGCUUCACCAGACCUCUCUGUGCUUUACAAUGCUCCCCUAUGCUUUACCAGACCUCUCUGUGCUUUACAAUGCUUCCCUAUGCUUUACCACACCUCUCUGUGCUUUACAAUGCUUCCCUAUGCUUUACCAGACCUCUCUGUGCUUUACAAUGCUUCCCUAUGCUUUACCAGACCUCUCUGUGCUUUACAAUGCUCCCCUAUGCUUUACCAGACCUCUCUGUGCUUUACAAUGCUUCCCUAUGCUUUACCACACCUCUCUGUGCUUUACAAUGCUUCCCUAUGCUUUACCACACCUCUCUGUGCUUUCACUGUGCUUUAUCACACUUUGCUGUGCUUUUUCUGUGCUAGACUUUCAUUGGGGAGUUCUCCAAGUGGAUUUGAAAGUGUUAAUGAAACGUGCCUUGGCCCGACCGUGGCCUGAUCUUGGUGAUGCAAUCCUGUUGCGUUAUUGUUUUAUAAUCAUAAGAGGAGCCAAAGACUGGAGGGAAAGGGAGGGGCCAGUAUCUCCAGUAAAUGUUGUGACCAAUCGCAUCUCUCUCUCUCUUCGCCUCUCAUUCUAUCCCCGCCCCCUUGCAGGGAAUGGGAGGGGCUUGUGGGACAGAAUAAGAAAAUGAAAAAAAAUACGAGACAAACAUGUUCAGUUUGCAUGCUGCACAUUUAACUGGUGCAGUCACAUUAAACAGAAACAUUUGCAAAAAAUACACAGAAUCUUAAAUUAUUAAUUUAAUUUAUUAUAUUUGAUUGGGUUUGCCUGUAUUUUUUUUAAGUGUUAUGGACAAAUCCCUACAAGCUUUAUUGGAGCCAAGAUUAGUGGUAGGAUUGUAAAGUAAAACCAAAACCCAGAACCCUUCAAAACAUAUCUGUGCAAAGGAGAGGAGAGGAGAGGAGAGAGAGAGGCUUGAGGUUCAGCCCCCCCUGUCCUUUCCUGAGGUUUCAUCAGACAGGAGAAGUUCCAGGUAUUACCAGCAGAGGUGCUAGAGAGUGCACCAGACCUCUGCAAACUAAACUAAAGCUCUUUCAGGUGUGAUCAACUAAAUAUCUGAUUUUCACAAAACUUUUCUUCCCUGUUGAUUUAAACAAGGUAAUAUUCUAGAACGGUUUUGGGAAUGUAAGAUUGCACAGAGCACCGGGAUGCAGCUUAACAUAUAGGAGGCUGUGUGGUCCAGUGGUUAAAGAAACAGGCUUGUAACCAGGAGGUCCCCGGUUCAAAUCCCACCUCAGCCACUGUCUCAUUGUGUGACCCUGAGCAAGUCACUUAACCUCCUUGUGCUCCGUCUUUCGGGUGAGACGUAGUUGUAAGUGACUCUGCAGCUGAUGCACAGUUCACACACCCUAGUCUCUGUAAGUCGCCUUGGAUAAAGGCGUCUGCUAAAUAAACAAAUAAUAACAUAUUAAAAACACUGGGAACAGCAUGCCUGCCUAACGGUGAAAGAGCCGAAUCAGUGAAAUAUUGAAUAGGGAAAUAUCCAGGGAGUGCAGAGUGUAGCAAAAAGUAUUGCAGCGUGCGUGCGUGUGUCUUUCCAGCGGAACUGUAGGUCAGUAUCUAGAAUGCUUUUUUGCUGAGAAGAUAUUGAUGGAUCACGCUGCUGUGUGCUUAAAAUUAAGGCUUUGUUGUGAUUUUAAAUACACUCUCUUAAAUAUUUGUUUCCUAGAUUCAUUUUUGCAUUGAAACGCAGGAAUGGAAAUAAGACUCCUAUUGCACAGCAGUUUCACCCCUUCCAGGUUUUACUAAGAGCUUGGUUAGGCCCAGUGUGUUUAAGUAACAAGUUCAGGUGUGUCUUAUUAUUAAACUCCUAGCGAAACCAGGACUGGAUCAAACUGCUGUGCAACGGGAGUUAGUUCCAUCCCAGAAAUGGGUUGAUGUAUGGAAUGAAAGUACUGUGUUUCUUGUGAAAGCUGCAGGCUGUUCUGUAACACACCCAUCAGUGUCCAUUUAAAGAGUUCUGUGCCUUCCUCGCUGGAGAGAGAGAGAGAGCACUAGAACACUUUCAUUUUUUAAAACAUGCAAACUUCUCCUACUGUUGAAAUCUUACACCAGCGCUGGUGCCUCAGUGCUUUAUCUUUUCUGUUUUUUGUUGAUUGUCUUUGAUCAUGAUAUUGAUGUCAUAAUGUAUUGUGAUUUAUUGAAAUGUUUUAUUGUUUGUUUGGGAGGAGGUGAGGAGGGGUGGCCUGCUGGAAACAUGAACAGUAGAGCAGGCAUCAAAAUAUCCUGAUAUCGGUCUUAAAAUGCUCCCCACUUACUGUGGUGGUCAACAUUCAUAGCACAAAACUAUGCAGUCUGUUCCAACAGUGGAUAUUACAUAUGGAUUGAGAUACAUAUACCCCCCACCCCCCCAGUUCCCUAUACAAAGAGGUGUAGAUAUAGACUAUGCAAAAAAAAAAAGAAUUAUUAAGAAAUCUCGCGUUUUUUAUUAGAAUUAAUUAGAAUUUUUAAUGAAUCAGAUUGAAGCCAAAAUAUGUUUAAGUGUCUCACCGCUCUUUAUUGGGCUGGUGUUCAGGCCUGAGUCCGCUAUUUAUUUUUCUGUUUAAAUAUGAACAGAAAUAUUAUGAUUUUCAAAGGUGGACUCGCUUCCUGUUUCCAGUGUCAUUUAAGGAAACGACUUUGUCUUGCAGUUCCUGGCACGUUAUUCUUAAUGAGCCUCCCUACCAGCAGGGGGCAGUCCAGAUUAAGACACAGCCGUUAGCACUCCAUGGGGAGCAAAACAGAGCGAUAUCUAUGAACACUCCUGUAAUCUGUCUCUCAGUAACCCUAACACUAAGCCUUGCGUUUGUUUGCGAGACCACAGGAUAGGAAAGGCUGUAAAACCUGUACUGACAAAAUCAUUAAGAAUUUAAAAUAUUAUUAUUAUUAUUAUUAUUAUUAUUAUUAUUAUUUGUUCUUGGAUGCAAGUGGAAUUGUACCAUUAAGAAAUGACAAACGUUUAAAAGUAGGAAAUCAGAAUUUGAACACUCCUGUGUUUACUAAGCCUCUUUCACACUGGCAUGCUCUACCCAGGUCGGAACCUGCCCAGGUCAGGACCCGGUGUCAUGUGGGUCGGGUAUGUGAUUUCACUCUGCUUUUGGUAAAGCAGGGUUGACCUGGGUGACAGACGCAAGCGCACGACGCACAUAUCAAUGCCCUGGAAGCAGCUUGUUACUGACGCUUCCAUCCAAGCUUCUCUGGGUUGAACCGUCGGCCCUUGAUUGGAGCGAAUGAAACAUGAAACUGCUCCCCAGUGUCGGCCAUUGUGGCUCAAGUUCUUCAUGUAUUUACAUGCAGCGCUGGCUCCACCUAGAUCCACAAUGGAGCCAGCUUGACAACCCCACACUGAUCACCUCUUAAACUUUGUUAAACUCUGUGCCUUGACAUCUCAUCCUGAAGUGCCACCAAAUCCUUACCUUUUCGAAACGUCUCCUUUCUGUAAAUACCCUGUUUUCUCUUGCUGUAAUCGUGCAUGUUCAUGAAUUAUUAUAUUAUGAAGCCAAAGCAUAGUUUAUAUUAUUAUUGUAUUCUGUUAUUUUGCGCAUCCCGUUGCUGUUGAUUUUCUCCAGAGUUUGAAGAUUGUAAAAUGUUUUAUUUUAUCUUUUGAAUAUAUCAUUUUGUUUUGCGGUU
Molecule: messenger RNA, 11614 nt
Organism: Acipenser ruthenus (sterlet)
Lineage: Eukaryota; Metazoa; Chordata; Actinopteri; Acipenseriformes; Acipenseridae
Product: SHC-transforming protein 1-like
Exons: 12
Coding region: 2864-4621 (585 amino acids)
Biological process (GO): cell surface receptor protein tyrosine kinase signaling pathway; intracellular signal transduction
Cellular component (GO): plasma membrane
Molecular function (GO): receptor tyrosine kinase binding
Source: RefSeq, a predicted model, not a curated record